GCUCUCCCGUACGCUGCUUCAGUUCUGUUCCGGUUCCUGUUCCUCAUUGCCCUGGCAAUGGCUCGAUACGCUUUGACCCUGGCACUGCUCAUCGUGACAGUUUGCUCCCGCUGCGAGCUUUCCCGGAGCAUGGCCCUGCCGGACGAGGAGCGUUACGUGCGCAAGGAGUACAAUCGGGAUCUCAUGGACUGGUUCAACACUGUCGGACAGCUGGCGCCCAACCAGGCUGUCCCUCUCUGCAGAUACCCAUACAUCGUGGACAACUCCCUGUCCAUUCCCACCAGGAAGAGAAACUCGGAGAUCAUCAACUCGCUCCUCAGUCUCCCCAAGAACAUGAACGAAGCGGGAUAGUACGAGUUGCAGUGUGGGCUUGACGCAAUGACUGGAUAAACGGAUACACAAACACACGCUGGCACCCACGGACAACUCUAAUCGAUCUACUUAGUGUGUAAGAUGUUUGAGUAGUUUUGCUGUUUGUGCUUGUAUUUUUAGGGGCAGCGUUUUAAGGACCUUUCAUACAUACUUAUAAGCGAUGUAUAUUUAGAAAUUUGUUGCUUGCUUUGAUCGAUGCGGAACUGAGG
Drosophila subobscura is the source of this 581-nucleotide messenger RNA. RefSeq names its product protein PDF. Bases 58 to 351 code for a protein of 97 amino acids. Gene Ontology annotation, molecular function: hormone activity. The record is from RefSeq and is a predicted model, not a curated record. Lineage: Eukaryota; Metazoa; Arthropoda; Insecta; Diptera; Drosophilidae. Gene Ontology annotation, cellular component: extracellular region. The transcript has a single exon. Gene Ontology annotation, biological process: response to light stimulus.